CUAGCGAAAAAUGAUUUGGCUCGGACUGUCCCGUGACAGGCGGUGCGAGGAGGCCAGGCCCGCGCCCGCCGAGCCCUAGGGCCGCUGCUGCCGACAGCCAUGGAGGACGAGCAGCCUGACAGCCUGGAGGGCUGGGUGCCGGUCCGGGAGGGCCUCUUCGCCGAGCCCGAGAGGCACCGGCUGCGCUUCCUGGUGGCCUGGAACGGCGCGGAGGGCAAGUUCGCUGUGACUUGUCACGACCGUACCGCGCAGCAGCGGCGGCUGCGCGAGGGGGCCCGGUUGGGGCCCGAGCCCGAGCCCAAGCCUGAGGCCGCCGUCUCCCCGUCCAGCUGGGCCGGCCUGCUCUCGGCCGCGGGGCUCCGCGGCGCGCACCGGCAGUUGGCGGCGCUGUGGCCGCCUCUGGAGCGCUGCUUCCCGCGGCUGCCGCCGGAGCUGGACGUGGGCGGCGGCGGGGCCUGGGGUCUGGGGCUCGGGCUGUGGGCGCUGCUGUGGCCGACGCGCGCGGGUCCCGGCGAGGCGGCGCUGCAGGAGCUGUGCGGGCAGCUGGAACGCUAUCUGGGCGCGGCGGCCGACGGCUGCGGCGGCGCCACAGUGCGCGACGCACUCUUCCCGGCUGAGGGCGGCGCGGCCGACUGCGAAAGCCCGCGCGAGUUCCGGGAGCGGGCCUUGCGCGCGCGGUGGGUCGAGGCGGACGCGCGGCUGCGCCAGGUUAUUCAAGGACACGGAAAAGCCAACACCAUGGUAGCAUUAAUGAACGUUUACCAAGAGGAAGAUGAAGCAUACCAGGAAUUGGUUACCGUGGCAACCAUGUUCUUCCAGUACUUAUUGCAGCCAUUUAGGGCUAUGCGAGAAGUUGCAACUUUAUGUAAGCUUGAUAUUUUGAAGUCUUUGGAUGAGGAUGACCUAGGUCCUAGAAGGGUAGUUGCCCUGGAGAAAGAAGCUGAAGAAUGGACCAGACGGGCUGAAGAAGCUGUCGUCUCUAUUCAGGAUAUCACAGUGAAUUAUUUUAAGGAGACAGUAAAAGCAUUAGCAGGAAUGCAGAAAGAAAUGGAACAGGAUGCGAAGAGAUUUGGUCAGGCUGCCUGGGCCACAGCAAUUCCCAGGUUGGAAAAACUUCAGCUAAUGCUAGCUCGAGAGACUCUGCAACUCAUGAGAGCGAAAGAGUUGUGUUUAAAUCACAAAAGAGCUGAAAUUCAGGGAAAGAUGGAAGAUCUUCCAGAACAAGAAAAAAAUACAAAUGUUGUAGAUGAAUUAGAAAUACAAUUUUAUGAAAUUCAAUUAGAACUAUAUGAAGUUAAAUUUGAGAUAUUAAAAAACGAAGAAAUACUGCUUACUACACAGUUGGACUCUCUUAAAAGACUUAUAAAAGAAAAACAAGAUGAAGUUGUCUAUUACGAUCCAUGUGAAAAUCCAGAGGAACUUAAAGUCAUUGACUGUGUGGUGGGGCUGCAGGAUGAUAAGAAUUUGGAAGUGAAAGAACUCAGAAGGCAGUGCCAGCAGCUGGAGUCUAAACGGGGCAGGAUCUGUGCCAAAAGAGCCUCUCUCCGGAGUAGAAAGGAUCAGUGCAAAGAAAAUCAUCGGUUCAGAUUGCAACAGGCUGAAGAAAGCAUAAGAUACUCUCGUCAGCAUCACAGUAUUCAGAUGAAAAGAGACAAGAUAAAAGAAGAGGAGCAAAAGAAAAAAGAAUGGAUCAACCAAGAACGUCAAAAAACACUCCAACGAUUGAGAUCAUUUAAAGAUAAACGCCUAGCUCAAUCUGUCCGAAACACCUCUGGCUCAGAACCUGUGGCUCCAAACCUGCCAAGUGAUCUUUCCCAGCAGAUGUGCUUGCCAGCUUCCCACGCGGUGUCAGUAAUUCACCCGUCCUCUAGGAAAACUAGAGGUGUUCCCCUAUCGGAAGCUGGUAAUGUGAAAAGCCCCAAGUGUCAAAACUGUCAUGGAAAUAUCCCUGUCCAGGUUUUUGUUCCAGUUGGUGAUCAAACACAUUCCAAAUCCAGUGAGGAAUUGUCACUGCCACCACCUCCUCCUCCUCCACCACCACCACCGCCGCCACCGCCGCCCCCACCCCCUCCUCUCCGUGCUCUGUCCUCAUCCUCUCAAGCUGCAACUCAUCAGAACUUAGGCUUCCGGGCUCCAGUGAAAGAUGACCAGCCACGUCCUCUAGUGUGCGAAUCACCUGCUGAGCGACCACGUGACUCCUUGGAAAGUUUUUCAUGUCCAGGAUCUAUGGAUGAAGUGUUGGCCUCCUUAAGGCAUGGCAGAGCUCCUCUCCGGAAGGUGGAAGUGCCGGCGGUGCGCCCUCCCCACGCCUCAAUCAAUGAGCACAUUCUGGCUGCCAUAAGGCAAGGGGUCAAACUGAAGAAAGUUCACCCUGAUCUUGGCCCAAACCCCAGCAGCAAACCAACCAGCAACAGACGCACCAGUGACCUUGAGAGGAGCAUCAAGGCUGCGCUCCAGAGAAUCAAGAGGGUGUCUGCUGACUCUGAGGAGGACAGUGAUGAGCAGGACCCUGGCCAGUGGGAUGGUUAGGCUCAAGUUUGACAAAGGCACCUGCCACAGUAGGCUUGAAUAAAGUGGGUGAGUCUUAGACCUAUCGAAAAGCAUACUAACAGGGUGCUGAUAGAUGGGCCACAUAACACCCCGGAAGAUCAGCAGGGCCUUGUGUAGGCUGCUGCAGCAUUUUUUUUUUUUUUCUUUUUUGAGAUGGAGUCUCACUCUGUCGCCCAGGCUGGGGUGCAGUGGCGCCAUCUCGGCUCACCGCAAGCUCCGCUUCCCAGGCUGGGGUGCAGUGGUGCGAUCUUGGCUCACUGCAAGCUCCGCCUCCUGGGUUCACGCCAUUCUCCUGCCUCAGCCUCCCGAGUAGCUGGGACUACAGGCGCCACCACCUUGCCCAACUAAUUUUUUGUAUUUUUUAGUAGAGACGAGGUUUCACCGUGUUAGCCAGGAUGGUCUCGAUCUUCUGACCUCGUGAUCCGCCUGCCUCAGACUCCCAAAGUGCUGGGAUUACAGGUGUGAGCCACCACGCCCAGCCUUUUUUUUUUCUUUCUUUUGAGACAGAAUCUCUCUGUCAUCCAGGCUAGAGUGCAGUGGCACGAUCUUGGCUUACUGCAACCUCCACCUCCCAGGUUCAAGCAAUUCUCUGUCUCAGCCUCCCGAGUAGCUGGGAUUACAGGCAUGCACCACCACGCCUGGCUAAUUUUUGUAUAUUUAAGUAGAGACAAGGUUUCGCUAUGUUGGCCAGGCUGGUCUUGAACUCCUGACCUCGUGAUCCACCUGCCUUGGCCACCCAAAGUGUUGGGAUUAUAGGCAUGAGCCACCGUGCCUGGCUGAUGCUGGAGCUUUUAUGUGACAUGGUGACUCUUAAAACUGGGGAGGGACGUAGAGAUGAGAGUUUCACACACCAGCCCAUAGGUGGGAUGUCAAGACCCAUCGGAAGUGUCGCUGGCCUAAGAGAAGAGCACUUAUUUCUCACCAUGGCUGAUCUAGAAUUGUUCCCUGAUUCUGAAAGAAGUUUACACUACACUGGUAAGCAGUACUAUUAGACUACUGACUGUGGCCUUCUGUGCAUAUGGAAUAAUGAUUUCUCAGAUUUGUAGGCUUGAAUGUGAAUGUUAUUUUAUCAGUAAUCAGAAUAAAUUGCUUAUAUUCAGGAGUUAUUUUAAAUAUUUAAAUGAAAUUUAUUUUAGGCACCAAGCACUACAUAAACUCAUAAUAACUAUUUGCAAUGCAUUAGCAUCACUCACGGGGUAAUGAAAACAUACCUUAGCUGCUGUAAAAGCAAAGUCUUCCGUGUCCGGGUGGGCUGAAAGUUUUUAAUAAAAUUUUAGCUAAACAUUUGUUUAAGUGAAUACUAAGGAUGGAGCAAUAGUGUUAUUUUCCUCAGGAACUGAAGUCUCAUGCUGAAGUAUUUUCUCCUUAAAAUUAAAUUUUUAAAAUCAGGGAAGGGGAAGGGACUGAUGCAAAGCAGUCCGUUCAUUUCUCAGACUGCGAGCAUCCCUACUAACCUCAUCACCCUCACUCUGGUGAUAUUACUCCUGGGUCUCCACAGAACAAAAGGAACGCACCUCGUUUACAAAGAAAGUCCUGAUUGAUAUAGAACAGAAAUCUUCCUACUUCAGUUUUUUUGUUUUUUUUUUUGAGACAGAGUCUUGCUCUGUCAACCAGGCUGGAGUGCGGUGGCACGAUCUCAGCUCACUGCAACCUCUGCCUCCUGGGUUCAAGUGAUUCUCCUGCCUCAGCCUCUCGAGUAGCUGGGACUACAGGCGUGUGCCACCACACCCAGCUAAUUUUUAUAUUUUUAGUAGAGAUGGGGUUUCACCAUGUUGGCAGGAUGGUCUCGAUCUCUUGACCUCGUGAUCCUCCCACCUUGGCCUCCCAAAUGCUGGGGGUUACAGGCGUGAGCCACCACACCUGGCCUUCCAGUGUCUUAACUAACUGGUACACAGCAGCCUGAGGGGCCUCAGUUGGCACAGCUGGGAGGGGCGUGAGUCCCUUUCAGCAGCUGCAGCCUGGGUCUCCCUCUGUGGCAUGGCCACUGCCAGGUUUCCCAGCCACUGCCAGGUUGCCCACGGGUCUGUCAUGUGUGCUACCUUUUCAGAAUGCAAAUCCAACUCCUGUGUAUGAAUGAAUGUGCCUCACUGUGCUGGCCCAGGCCUGAUGGGCCAAGCCCUGACUCUGCACUGGCCCCUGUACCUGCCGCUCCCACCCAGGUUCCCAGGGGUGUUCCAGUGGGGGACGCAACCUGCGGGCUACUCGCUGGGCAUCAGGUCCAGAUCCCAGAGACAGGUCCAGUGGCUGUGGCCCAGGCCUCCUUCCCCACCACAGACAGGCCAGGCUCAGCAUCAAACUUCCUAGGGAAAGAAUUUGGAAUUGAAAAAGUAGCAAAAUCACAACUUUGUGGGACUUUUCUUAUGCAUAUUUUGCAGUUUGGCAUUGUUUGUAAUUACGUAUUUAUAAUUUCAGUAUUUUGAGAUACCAGCGAGCUUAAUCAGGCUAAAAUAAUUCUCAGAAUUUGCUUUCUAAGGGCUGCCAAACACAAGAGGCCUUUGAAAAAAGGAUCCUUUUCAAAAGAACGUUCUCACAAUAAAAAUUCCUGGCCCAA
Messenger RNA from Homo sapiens (human), 5101 nucleotides. It is a transcript of the gene WHAMM, whose product is annotated as WASP homolog associated with actin, golgi membranes and microtubules. Gene Ontology annotation, biological process: endoplasmic reticulum to Golgi vesicle-mediated transport. NCBI's taxonomy places the organism in Eukaryota, Metazoa, Chordata, Mammalia, Primates, Hominidae. Gene Ontology annotation, molecular function: actin binding. Gene Ontology annotation, cellular component: cytoplasmic vesicle membrane; Golgi apparatus; cytoplasm. The record is from RefSeq and is marked reviewed. Bases 100 to 2529 code for a protein of 809 amino acids. The transcript is spliced from 10 exons.